UGGGAUGGUUGAUGAUUACGUCGUAAAAAUGGCCAAGUUAAGUUUUACUUUAUUCUUCAUUGGAUUGGCGCUGUUAGCAGUGUGGACAGGGCCAUGCGAUGGUUCUUCGUUGUCCCGCGAAAGCUCUGAAUCUAACAAAACGGACAAUGUGGGCAAGACAUUACAGGAAAUACGUGCACAAUGCAUAAAAUACACAAGAAAAAACCCCGAUCUAUCCUUCCGAAUUUAUAUGCGAUCAGUUCAAUGGGCUUCGGAGUGUAUAACAGAUUUCGAUACAGAGAAAUUCAAGAUUGAUUUCAACGAACUGACCAACGCAACGCGAGGAACAUUCUUCCCCAAAUACUGUGACAAAUUGCGAUCGUUUGUCUCUUGCAUAGAUACAUCGUUGAUGUUUAUGCAACUAUGUCACAGUCCGAGUACUAUCCACAUUGGGAAGGCUUUGAUCGAAAGCAUAUCAGCAGUCUCGAACCUUGCGUGUAAAAACGAUGGUGUAAUCAUAUUUCACGAGGAACACAAAGAGUGUAUAAUGCAGAAGGAAGAUGAAAUAUCAGCGUGUUUCAACACGUUCAAGAAGAUCGGGAACGGUAUCAUCCAUUUUACUAAACUGACGCAGAAUCAAUGCAGCCCACUUGCUAACUUCAGACGUUGCUUGAAGGACAUACUGGACCAUUGUGACUUGUCGGACAUUGUAAGCGUCUACGAUAUACCCUUGAAUGCUAUAUUGCCCCUGGCCCCUUGUUCUAACCAUACCGAGCACAAGGUUGGUCUGCUUGAAAACAAUUCGAUCGAUGAAGAUUAAAAUAGAAGCCAGAGUUAUGGAACGCCGAAUUCAUUUCGUAACAGAUAGGUUGAAAAUCCUGUCAUUUUCAAUCACCAGCCCUUCAGAUGAAAAAGCAGUUGAACGGUUUCCACCAUAUAUCCACCAUAUAAAAUACAGAAGUAAUAAAGCAAUGUCUAGUUAGUCGAGCAAAAUAUAUAAUCUUCCCUGUUGAGCAAACUAUUAUGUUUGUUUGGAUUUGUGUAUUUAGAUAAAACGAUAACUAAACAAGUAAAAUAAAGA
Molecule: messenger RNA, 1060 nt
Organism: Anopheles darlingi
Lineage: Eukaryota; Metazoa; Arthropoda; Insecta; Diptera; Culicidae
Exons: 6
Coding region: 5-799 (264 amino acids)
Source: RefSeq, a predicted model, not a curated record